Messenger RNA from Amphimedon queenslandica, 1545 nucleotides. Its product is annotated as mothers against decapentaplegic homolog 5-like. NCBI's taxonomy places the organism in Eukaryota, Metazoa, Porifera, Demospongiae, Haplosclerida, Niphatidae. Gene Ontology annotation, cellular component: heteromeric SMAD protein complex. Gene Ontology annotation, molecular function: RNA polymerase II cis-regulatory region sequence-specific DNA binding; I-SMAD binding; DNA-binding transcription factor activity, RNA polymerase II-specific. The record is from RefSeq and is a predicted model, not a curated record. The coding region runs from base 8 to 1249 and encodes 413 amino acids. The transcript is spliced from 5 exons. Gene Ontology annotation, biological process: SMAD protein signal transduction; anatomical structure morphogenesis; BMP signaling pathway.
CGUCGCUAUGUCUAUCUUCUCUUCGCCGGCUGUCAAGCGUCUUCUUGGUUGGAAGCAAGGUGACGAGGAUAACAAGUGGGCUGAAAAGGCCAUUGAUUCUCUCGUGAAGAAACUCAAGAAGCAAAGGGGUUCCCUGGAAGAACUAGAACGUGCUCUUUCUCAAGCCAAUCCACAGACACGCUGCGUGACAAUAGUCCGCAGUCUCGAUGGUCGCAUGCAAGUGUCUCACAGAAAAGGGCUGCCACAUGUUAUAUACUGUCGUGUCUGGAGAUGGCCUGAUCUACAAAAUCAUCAUGAGCUGAAAGCACUUGAUCAUUGCGAGUUUGCCUUUUCAAGAAAUAAAGGAGACGUGUGCAUUAACCCUUACCAUUACAAGAGAGUUGAAGCACCAGUUUUACCGCCAGUUUUAGUACCACAAAACCCACAACUAGCAGCAAAUUGUGAACCUGCUGUGCCAAGCUGUCUGGAUAAACAGCAUGAUAAAAACUCACCAGAGGCUCCACGUCCAGCUAAUUCUGAAACAGAAGGGCCUUCAUCAUCAGAAGCUACAAGUGCAUCAAGUACGGUCAGUUCUGCUCCUGCUCUAUCUUCAUCUUCAAUCAUAUCUCCAUUACCAGUAGAUCCUGGACCUGUUGCCAUACGAUACCAAGAAGCUCCAAAUUGGUGUAGUAUACUUUACUAUGAGUUGAACAAUCGGGUAGGAGAAGUAUUCAAAGCAUCGUCCAAUGAUGUGGUUGUAGAUGGAUUCACCGACCCCUCUACUACUGGUGAAAGAUUUUGUCUAGGUCAGUUCUCAAGCAUUCGUCGUAGUGGAUUGAUUGAAAACACUCGUCGCCACAUCGGUAAAGGUGUUCACCUUGUGUAUGUCAAUGGUGAGGUUAUUGCAGAUUGCCUCAGUGAAAAUGCUAUCUUUGUACAUAGUCGAAAUAAUAAUUUUUCCAAUGGAUUUCAUCCAACUACAGUGUGUAAAAUUCCUCCUGGCUGUAGCUUAAGAAUAUUCAAUAAUCAAGAUUUUGCCAGCACGUUAGCUGAGUCUGUUACUGAAGGAGUUGAAACAGUUUAUGAACUUACAAAGAUGUGUACGAUAAAGCUAAGCUUUGUCAAAGGAUGGGGUGCUGAGUAUAACAGACAUGAUAUAACUAGUACUCACUGCUGGAUUGAGAUUCAUCUUCAUGGUCCUCUCAUGUGGCUUGACAAGGUCCUAUCACAAAUGGGUAGGCCUGAUGGAAUAUGUGAUUCUGAUUCCUAAUUAAUGACUUUCUCCACAAUUUAUGAACUGCUCUUCAGAGAAAACUGGUUAUUAAUUUAUUUGAAACUUAUUCCUCAAAAUAAUCUUGUAGUACUUUGUUGAAAAAUAAUUUUCAUUAGGACAGUUUUUUUCUCAAUUUGAUUUUAACUCUAACUGUCAGUUGAUAGGUGGCAAUAGAUGCUAUCAUACUCAGUAACAGACUCUCCUUUUAAUGUCACGCUAUCUCUGAAUGUUGUGAUCUCCUCUUCCUCCAGUGGCAUAUUUAUAAAUUAUCUCAUUGAAUAUUGAAUACUCUA